Messenger RNA from Silurus meridionalis, 1631 nucleotides. It is a transcript of the gene slc25a51b, whose product is annotated as solute carrier family 25 member 51b. NCBI's taxonomy places the organism in Eukaryota, Metazoa, Chordata, Actinopteri, Siluriformes, Siluridae. Bases 237 to 1166 code for a protein of 309 amino acids. The record is from RefSeq and is a predicted model, not a curated record. The transcript has 3 exons.
CAGCGCGACCUGUCAAGUGAUGCUUUUUCCUGGGUCACUCCCGCGAACGUGUGGGUCAGUUUGUCAGUCAAGCAUCAUCACACAGCCAUCUUUCCUUAAAACCUUCUCCCAGAGUUUCUGCAUGCUCAGCACUUGUUUGGAAGGACUGUGAACUGAAAAACUUAUUUAGUUGCACUGCUGUGAAGGUGCGCUCUUGUAAAUAUGGCAUCGAACAACAAGAAGUAGUGGGAUAUCCCAUGGGGGGGGUUACCACCAUGAACCCAGACUCCUCCCUGCCCCCUCCUUCAGGCAAUUCAUGUAGCAGCGGCCCUGUCCUUAAGCAUGGCUUGGAGGUGGAUGUCCGACCUCGCGGGAAACACUACGUGUGUGGCUCGGUUGCUGCUUUCACCAAUAUCAUUAUCACCUUCCCCAUCCAGAAGGUACUGUUCCGCCAACAGCUGCAUGGCCUGCGAGCUACUGAUGCAGUACGCCAGCUUCAAAAAGAAGGUUUGAGAACCCUGUAUCGCGGCCUGCUGCCUCCUCUGUUGCAGAAAACGAUUACAGUAGCUCUUAUGUUUGGCCUGUAUGAAGACUUUUCCCGGCUGCUUUCACACCAUGGUGGGUCUUGCGGCGCUCCCGAAAUUCUCACACGCAGCACAGCGGCAUUUCUGGCUGGCACAGCCGAAGCAGUCCUGACACCGUUUGAGCGUGUGCAAACGCUGCUUCAAGAUCACCGGCAUGCAGGGCGUUUCCGCAACACGCCACACGCCUUUGGCACACUGCUGCGCGAUCAUGGAGUGAGCGAGUGCUACCGUGGCCUGAUGCCUGUGCUGAUGCGCAACGGACCCAGCAACAUGCUUUUCUUCGGACUGCGCGGUCCACUCGGGCAACAGCUGCCUGAAGCCCACACCUACGCCGGACACAUGUUGAACGACUUUGUGUGCGGCGGGCUUCUGGGAGCUGCGCUCGGAGUCCUCUUCUACCCACUGAACGUGGCAAAGUCCCGGGCACAGGCGCAGGUUGGAGGCGCGUUCGUGCCUUGCAUCCAGGUGCUUAAGACCGUGUGGAGAGAACGGGGCAGGAGCGUGCCGAUGCUCUUCCGUGGUGCAACUCUUAAUUACCACCGCUCAUUGCUCUCAUGGGGCAUCAUUAAUUCAACAUAUGAACUGCUUCUGAAAGUCAUUUGAGGAGAGAGUGAGGCAUGAUGGGAGAAGGGCAGAAGAAGAGCUGACAAUAUUUGAUCUUUUCAGCAGCACAGGCGCUCAAAGGCACUGCCAUUUUCUUAUGUUCACCUACAGAUUUCACAGAGAUAUGUUUAUGAAAAAAAGAAUGCUAAUCUUGUGCUGUUUCCUGAAAUGUGCACUCAUAUUUGUCAAUGUUCUGGUAACAACCACUGCCCUUUUUACAAUCUCACAUGUCCUACUCAUUGGGAAGUGGCUUGUAAGGCAUUGAGAUGGGAAUCAAUAUUAAGUGUUGCACGACUAAAUAGAAAUUGUCUUUAAAAAGGUGUAAUGGUAUUCCUAUUAAUCCAAAUAAAACACCAGUUGAUACCUGGACCGUACCACAACUGUUUUAUCUGUAUUUUAUUCUACUUGUCAGCAUUAAAGAAAGACUGUGGACAGGAAGCUCAAUAAACAAAUUGUACCAAGUAA